This is a messenger RNA of Porites evermanni, 7255 nucleotides long. Lineage: Eukaryota; Metazoa; Cnidaria; Anthozoa; Scleractinia; Poritidae. The record is from the annotation of a GenBank genome assembly.
AUGCCCAAGUCAUUUUUGGUGAAGAACAAGAAAGCACGUCGCAUUGAAGAAGAAACUCAAGAUGGCACGAAACCCGCAAGAUGCGAGGAGAAAAUCGUAGGUAAGAAAAACCUUCACAUUUCCCUUUAGGGUAAAAUAUUUUUAGUUCCUAGGUCUACUUGACCCUUUGACAAACGAUUUUGUUCGCAGUUUCUUCGUAACAUUUCCUGUGCGUUGUUUCACCGUUAUAAAGUGUCACAGUAUUAUUAACGCAGAUGUUGGCGGACGAAUAUAAACGGUGCGAUAACGGAAUAUUACUUUUUCCCCGCUCGUGCAAAGAAAAUUGCCGUUUUAAGCUCGCAGAUCGGUGCCUAGGACUUUAUGAUUCCCUCGAAAUGGGACUUUUAAAGGAACGAACUGUUGUCCUCGCGGGGUGCACUGAAAGCAACUCUAAGAACAAUAGGUGUAUGUUACUACAAAUAGUAAACCGAUGCUUAUCGAUCAAAAUCACGGCUUUGCCAAUUGUUUUCCGUUUAAGAGCUUUUUACGAUCACAGGAGAAAAAAGAGUGUUUUGACGAACUUGGUUUGAUUUUUUGAGGUCGAGCAAGAGGAUGCGUAUUGGUUUGGACGCGCACAUAAUCUAUUCCGCUUUCAUUGGCUUUAGAAAUGGAGUUAAAUGAAACGGAUAUUCGAUAGGGGACUUGUUAGGCCGCAACCUAUUACACAGUAAUGUUUGUAGUGUGUGUGCACGUAAAAACACACGCUGCCUAGUCACGAAAAGUAAUUCGAAAGCUUUCAGUGAUUACAUUGUGUACUUUGAAGUCUAAAAUACAAAGCCCCUGACACGGCGCGUCGAAUUGAUUUCUACCGCUAAGGUGGCUAAAUAUCGUCCCUGAAUUACAGAUAAGUGUUUUGGUCUCGUUGCAAAGAUAAUCAACGAAAAGGAAUUCAACAAUGCAGAUCAUUGAUUCAUUCAUAUUCAAAUUUUGCUCUGUGUAGUGAUAAACGCCAUCUCACAAAAGCCCUAAUGGAUACAUCAAUUGAUAUACAAUAAAGAUUUUGUAUAGCGUUUGGGAAGCCUCGCGAGCCUUUCCGUUAAACAAAAUUAUUCUCCUUGUAUAAAUCUUUUUCAAGAGAGUUGCUUCAACGUUAGGUUUUUUCAAGGCUGUAGUAAACAUUUACCUCACCUUGGCAAGAAAAUUUACGUGAAAAUUAGUGCUGGAAAUCGAUCAGUUCAGUCGUAACAAUUAUGGUUAAUUUAAAUUUAUGUAAAUUCCCAUCACUUAAAAUGCGAGACCUUUCAAAUGCUGUCCAUUUUUCGUGGUUUGCCAAAUGACGUGUAAACCGAUUCUCCACUUGUCAAUUUUGCCAUGUUUAGACGCAUUAUUUUCAAAAACAAAAACUUCGUCGGCACUUUUGUUGUUUCCCCUGUGCAUUUUCCACGCCUUUUUAAGCAGCUUUUCAGAGUCUUCAAGACAAGACCCCAAAACACUUAACGAAACGGCAAAAAUUUUAGGUCCAAAAAAAGCCGCCGUCUCGGUCAGAGCGGAGUGCAUUUGAGGUGACGAGAACUGAGCAGAUGUUCCGUGUUUUAAAUCGUACUUUCCUUGGUCUCGAUCUUGACAGAAGCUCUACUUAACCCCCUUACAUUAAAUGCCUUUCGAUCAAAGGCUUUCUGCAAAGUAAAACACUUAAGUGCCUUUAAAGGUUCCGCGUUAUAAUAUCGCUGACUCUAAUACCAAACUACAUUUAUAGUAAGAUGUUUCAGUUUCUAAAAUGAAAAGCGAGAGUCGUGGUUUCGUAGAAACAGAUCAAAUAUAGUCAAACUUUUCGCGCGCACAUUUGUAGAUUUUAGAACGUUUUGACUCGCGUUUAUUUUGAGGCUAGAGGCUAAUAGAAUUUUAAUUUUCGCCAGUGUGUUUGUAAAGAUUCGCACUAGGUGAGAGAUUGCUUUUAAUAAACCACUUUUUGAUUGAGAACAUCGCUGGGCUUUUAAUUCAAUAAAUUUGUCUUUCUGCGAGGUGUCUGAAUUAAUGAAAUUACUGCGAGGCAGGCCAGCUUUAAUUGCAUAGAAGAGAAUUGAAAGUUAGAUGGAAACGCCCGGGCUAUCACUGAACAAGUUUGUUCAACGAAAUGCAAGAUUACAAAAUUACCGUGAACCGAGCGGAAAAUUCUCUUCCUGUGUUGUCACAACUUAAGAUAAUCACUGUCAAUGAGAUAAAGAAGUGAGCACAAUAUGAUUUUAUGGCUUUAUUGUGUGAGCAAAACUCGUGCUCUCCAUAAAAUAAAAUCUUUGUCUAAGAUGUUAGAAAACUCGACAUUUCAUAUUUUUUGCCCCGGUUGUUUACUCUGUUUGAAAAGCUGUCGAGUAAGCUACUUAAGAACCACGCGUAAUUUUGUCAGUUUCCUUGACUGAAUUCUGUUUAUUACCAUUUUGUAGACUUUUCUUUUAACUGUAAUCAUACAUUUCCUUUUAACUUACUCUUUGAACAGUCGAUAAGGACUCAGACUCGUUAGGAGUAUCGAGUUUAUCUACGGCGAAAAGUUAAUUUGCGAAGAACAAGAUGUAAUCUUUUAUCACCUGAAAUAUGGCACAGAAUCGAAAUCUUUUCCGCGAAAGUUGAUCGUAGAAAGUAAAACCAUGCAGUGUUUAUUACAUGAAAAAUAAAUCCACGUACUUAAGGAGUGUUUGCUUUGCUUCUGUAGUUUUAUGGGAAAACGAUAUAUAUGUAUAUUCAUUUAUGUGUUUUGUUUUCACCCUUAAAAUGAAGUUGGAAGCAGCCGAUUUUCUUUUUGCACCAACUAUGAAAAUCAGAAUAUCGAUGAUUAUUUUGGUCUCGUUUUAACUGUGCCUUUCACUCUCUGUAAAAUUUCUCUACAACGAAAAAAAAACAAGAUGACAAUUUCCUUUCGCACCUGUAAUAGUUAUUAGAAGUGGCAGAAAUAAGUACUUCUAAAUUACUUAGCUUGCCGAAAUUCCGAUUCCUCGCCCUGUUCGUGCUUAUGAAUAUUGUUCAAGUUUGCCGGGAAAACAAUUCUAGACCAAAAAGUACUACUUUUUGCCUUGGAUAAACUUACGUUUCAGCUUUCCACUUUCGCUUCUAUUGUUACUCGGGAUUGAAGUACAAACUUGUGCCUUUAAUGUAACACGAUCGUAACUUGGCACAAGUGGCCGAUACCCAGCUUUUAAAACUUGUCAGUAAAGUUGAAUUUUUGUCUUGAAAUUUAUAUAUAUAUAUAUAUUUUAUUGCCAAAAGGUGAAGACCUUUUUGAAAAGUUUAGUGGAAAAUUUUGCGUCAUGUUUGAACUAGUAAAAAACAAUGCAAUCGGUACAAAAUGGAUGGGAACGUUUUGUGGUCUGAUCCUGAUGAAAGAAAUUAACGUUCCCUCUUACGAUAAAACUAGAAGUUUCGAAAGCAACUUUGAUAAGAUAACAGAUAAUUGGGAAUUAAGAAACAAGGUUGAAAUUCUGAGAGACCCAGUCACUCAAUGCUUUGUGAUUAACAAGAAGGUUCGUACUUUACAAUUCGAUAGAUUUCUUUCUAACCGCAAAAUAUGAUAUUCUAAAAACGUGGCACCGAAACAUGAUACAAGUCAGCAAGCAGUUUGUCCUUCUGUUUCUCUUAAUUUGCGUCUUAGAUUCAUAAGAAGCUUUAAUAUUAGUUUCUUUUACUGUCAACAUUUGAAAAGUGUAAAGUGUUUCGCGGGUAGCUUGUGUAAAAGUAAUAACGCAAAGUGAACGGAACGCGACAGAAUGGUUCACCUUUACUGGUUGUUUUAUUGUGCCCUUUUAAUCACAGAACACGUGCGGAUUGUAUGCGAUUGCAAACUGAAAAUAAAUGAAACAUAAUCAUUUCUCCUCCUUUCCUGUGCAGGUUGCCCUAUAUUCAUUUUCAGUAUUUAACAAUCAGCAAAGAAGGCAAAAUUAUCAAAGUAGUUUUUGUAGUUACAUUUAUUCUUUUUCCUUCCUUUGCUUUCGUUAUUUUUUUCUUUGAUAAAGCAGAUGUCCUACACUUCUUUUUUCUUCCUUCAAGAUUUCUUUUCGAUAAAUUGCAGUUGGCGCCUGUUCAUGAUAUAUUUCAUUUGCCCAGAAAUAUCUUUAAAACUAUUGAAAAAAACUACCCGUCGAAGCGAGUUUGAACUGUGAGCUUAUUAAAACCAUAGGGACAAAACACUCGGCCGGUCAAUUUGUCAUACAGGUUAUCACGCUUGCUUGAAUAUUGUCAUUUUUAUUCCUUCCACGGGCGACACCCUAAACUCUUGUUUGCUCAGCAACUUGUCCCGGUGAAUUUUUUACGAACCCCAAUUUUUUUUUUCCUUUUUUGUUUAUGAGUAGUCCUCAGUUUUUUCAAUGAUUUUUAAGACACUGUUUCUCGAAGUCUUCAAUGGCUUCUUUCUUUCUUUAUGAUAAAAAUCAGUUUAGUUAAGUGAGCCAUAUUUCUUGAAGACGAGACCAGACCAAACCUGUUUGACGUAAUGAAGAAAAGUAGGCUAUUAAAUAACUGCUUUUUCGAGUUUAUUCAUGAUUCAUAAACUUCUAUGCUAAGGCUUUGGAAUGCUACAAAAAUUCUGCCCUUAUUUAGUUCACUUCCGAGAUGCAGUUAGUAUUUGUCUGGAUUUCACAAACGCCAAAUUAAAAAAUGAUUUUCUUCUCGCCUUUUUAGAUGGAACUCUUACGUCGUCAGAAGAAUCAGACGGGGAAAACUCAACUACAAAGGAAGAAGAGGAAAGAAACGUUGAUUUUAACAGUGGCAUUUUACAGAGCAAGGAGUUAGACCAGGAGAUGAUUUCUGUUCCCAGUUUACAGAGUGAAAGUGAGAGAAUUUUCAGAGAAGCUGAUGCAAAGCGAGACAAAGUAAUUGAUCGCUCAGAAGCGCUCGACGAUUUGUGUUGGUGGCAGGGAAUAAGCUCGCGAUAUAAACUUCAAAACCUUCCUCCACCCCCCAAACUCAUCAGCUCAGGAAGGAAUGGUCUAUCAAAGAUGCACAAUUCUCGAUCACCCGAACAUCAUGCCGUCAUUACUAUGAGCCAAAGACACCAUUUUCCAUUGACCGCCAAUGGGUAUGGCGUUGUAAACUUUCAUGAUCAUCGACUUUCUGCCAUUGCUGAUUCGAUACCCGUUCGUGCAUCGUUGGACGGGCUUCGUGAAGUAUCGUUAAAUCUUCGACAUGCUUCGGAAAUUCAUCAUCGAGAGUCGUCCUUGUGCCCAAACAUUCCACAGCCAACGCCCAGUCCGCAGUUCAAUAACAAUCAUUUUUUUAUUCACGGUCAUCCGUUUUUAACGGCUCACCAACAGCAGGAGUGCCUUUCAAACCUUCAGAGCAAGGAACAGGACAAGGCCAGUGAAGGUGAAGAAACCAAGUACAAAUGUGAAAUUUGCAACAGUUCUUUUACACUGCAGCGGCUUCUGAAUCGUCAUAUGAAGACUCAUUCUUUCUACAAGCGCUAUCACUGCCAGUUCUGCACCAAAGGUUUCAAUGACACUUUUGAUCUGAAGCGACAUAUAAGAACACACACGGGAAUAAAGCCAUUUAAGUGCAACCGAUGCGACAAGUCAUUCACACAGCGCUGCUCUCUUGAAGCGCACCUCACUCGCGUGCAUGGCAUCGUGCACAAGUUUGGCUUCCGCGAAAGACGAUCGAAACUGUUUGUCUGUGAAGACUGUGGAAGCACUUUUACAGAAAACGCAGAUUUCAUGAAGCAUCUUCAUGAAUUUCACCCAGAGACUGAGAAAAUAAUAAGGGCGAGGCGAAAUGGAGGCUUCCCUCCAAAAUUAAAAGCUGGUAGUUAGAUAACACUUGUUAAGGUAAUUCUGUUUAAGGUAAUACUGAUUCCUUGUUUAAGAGUUACUUUGUAAAUUUAAAGAAAUGUAAGAAAACGUCGCAUAAUCUAGAAUCGAAAGUUAAUAUCAAUAUUUUUUUUUGAUAUAAAGAGAAAAUCCCUUUCCGAGAGACGCGUGCUUCUCGCGCGAGUAGAGUAACUCUUCAUAAAACAUGUAAUUUCCCAUGGUGGCGACAAAAUUUCCCAACAGAAGCUUUCAUGUGGCUUUAGUUUUUCAGUUUUCGAAAGACCAUUCAAAUGAAAGCUACUAGGCAGUACUUUCCUGUAGUAGUGUUUAUUACGCUGUACAAGGUGAUUCUAUGGUUUGAGUCUGUGGAUGAAAACAUAACGUGUGACCAUUCAAAUGAAAGGCCACGUUGAGUGGUAGUGAAGAUGUUGCUCUGAAAGGGAUCACAAAAUAAUUCCAGAUCACAGCAAAGAUCACAAAAGUCUCAAAUUUAAAGAAACAACCGGAGUACCAGUGAAUGAGAAAAAAUCACUAGAAAGUGAAAAAUCCCUUGAAACUGAUAUAUGUGACUGUGUAGCUCGAUGGAAUAAUUGAAAAGCUCGUUAUUUUAUUCCGCUUUUUAGUGUCGUCUAGCUGGUCUUUAUCACCCAAGGUAAGCUUAAAGUCGUAUAUAUUAUAGUGCUUAAUCUUCUUGGUCUUCUCAAUGAGUGACCGCUGCUUUUCAGUGUUCGUUUUCUGUUUGGUACUGUUUGUUUUCCGUUUUUCUCAGGUGAAAGUAGCAGGGCUUGUUCGAUUUCCAGCGAGAUUUUUUCUGUCGUAGUUUCAAGGCAAAUAUGAUAAUCUACAUUCGAAACUGAGAAAUUGUAGUCAUUGAGAAAUAAGUGGACGAUUUAGGCACUGUUGGUUGUUAAAUUCCUUAUACGAUCGAGUUUCGAGCAAUAAUAAAAUUAGUAAGACUGAGCUCGUACAAAAUCAAAAUUGUACAAAUUUCCGUUAAAGUUUUUAAAGCCGGCAAAGUUCCCCUUACUGUUUAUAGUGAAGAUGAAGAUUACGUUUUCACACAGUUACCCACUCUCAAAAUAUUUUGUCUUCUUUUCCGUAGCAGACAAGACUAAAUAAUCUUAAUAUUGAAUAUUUUAUCGCAGAGCUAUUUAUCAUAUUUAAUGAGCUUGGUGUUAUGUUCUGUGUUUUUGUUACAUAACAAAAGAGAUUCAAUUAAAAUAAAAUAUAUAGUUAUACCAGAAACUCAUAAGGGGUUGAACAACCCCUUAUGAGUUUUAAGUUAUACUGAACAGCAUAUUCGACAGAUUUUCGCCCCGUAACUCUCGCAGACAUAUUUGUUACACCGAUGUAGUUUCCACGCAUCCGAUUUUAUCUCGUCCCUCAACGCUCCUGCACGGGUUGUGUGACAAGACGAAAACGGCUGCGUGGGAAACUAAACCGGUUUUGGAUCUUAAAGAUAACUUUUGGUCACACACCUUCAAAAU